GGGUGGGGAAAGAGGGUGUCUCUCGCGAUAGCACGCAGCGAGCAUUCGGAGGGUGGGAGGGAAAGUGUGGCGAGGACUCUCGCGAGACUGGAAGGUACCGCGGCCGCGGCGGCGGCGGCGGGCCCGGGAUGGUGGAGAGGCCUUUCAGGACCGGAAGUCCUUCCUCUUGAGCGCCCAAUGCCGGAGGCGGCCUGACUUUCUUUCCCGGAAGCCCUUUUCCAGCCGCGAGGAAGACAGUUCACCUGCCCGGAAGUCCCGCCUCUCGGGGCGUCCCCACCCUGCCAGAAGUUCUCCUGUCACCUGUGCCGGCUUCCGGGCCCCCUUCCCGGGUUUGUCCCUGCGCCCGCGGAGGAUCUGUUUGGUGUCUCCCUCCCUGCUCCACGGGCCGGGCUGGGGACCCCGCUCCCGGACCCAGGGUUCGACCCCCGCGCCCCCAUGUAGCUGGGAAGCGGGGCCUGGGGGUGGUCGGACCCCUGGGAUUCUGAAGGGGGACGGAGAGGGCGCGGAACCCCGCUUGUGCCGCUGCUGCCGGGACGCGGCGUCCUCGGGAUCCCCCCGUCGCUGCCAUGCGCCCCGCGGCCUUCCCGCUUCCUGUGGUCGUGGCCGCCGUGCUGUGGGGAGCGUCCCCCGCGCGGGCGCUCAUCAGAGCGACCUCCGACCACAAUGCCAGCAUGGACUUUGCAGACCUGCCAGCUCUCUUUGGGGCUGCCCUGAGCCAGGAGGGACUUCAGGGCUUCCUUGUGGAGGCUCACCCAGCCAAUGCCUGCAGCCCUAUUGCCCCUCCACCCCCAGCCCCGGUCAAUGGGUCAGUGUUUAUUGCACUGCUUCGAAGAUUCGACUGCAACUUUGACCUCAAGGUCCUGAAUGCUCAGAAGGCCGGGUAUGGCGCAGCUGUGGUCCACAACGUGAACUCCAACGAGCUUCUGAACAUGGUGUGGAAUAGUGAGGAAAUCCAGCAGCAGAUCUGGAUCCCGUCUGUGUUUAUCGGGGAGAGGAGCUCUGAGUACCUGCGUGCCCUGUUUGUCUACGAGAAGGGGGCUCGGGUGCUUCUGGUUCCAGACAAUAGCUUCCCACUGGGGUAUUACCUCAUCCCCUUCACAGGGAUUGUGGGACUGCUCGUUCUGGCCAUGGGAGCGGUGAUGGUAGUUCGUUGUAUCCAGCACCGGAAGCGGCUCCAGCGGAAUCGACUGUCCAAAGAGCAACUGAAACAGAUUCCUACACAUGACUAUCAGAAGGGAGACCAGUAUGAUGUGUGUGCCAUCUGCCUGGAUGAGUAUGAGGAUGGGGACAAGCUGCGAGUACUGCCCUGUUCUCACGCCUACCACAGCCGCUGUGUGGACCCCUGGCUCACCCAGACCCGGAAGACCUGUCCCAUCUGCAAGCAGCCUGUCCAUCGGGGCCCGGGGGAUGAGGAAGAGGAGGAAGAGACACAGGGGCCAGAGGGUGAUGAGGAAGGGGAGCUGAGGGACCAGCCUGCUUCAGAACGGACCCCACUUCUGGGCUCUAGCCCCCCACUUCCGAGUACCUUUGGCUCCCUAGCUCCUACCCCUCUUGUUUUCCCAGGGUCUUCAACAGAUCCCCCUUCCUCCCCUCCAUCUUCUUCAGCUGCCAUCCUGGUCUAAUGUCCCCCCUCAUCCCCUCCCCACACCUCCUGUGACCUAUUUGCACAGCCCCUGAGCCUCUCUCGUCUUGUGUUGAGGGACAGGGGAUCUUCUGCCCCAGGUUGCUCCUUUUUCCAGCCCCAUCCUUUUGAGGGGGCUGGGGGUGUAAAGGGCCUGAGGUCUUCACUUACUCAGUAAAUAAAACUGUUUUUGUGAACUAA
Canis lupus familiaris (dog) is the source of this 1822-nucleotide messenger RNA. RefSeq names its product ring finger protein 167 (gene RNF167). Bases 567 to 1622 code for a protein of 351 amino acids. The record is from RefSeq and is a predicted model, not a curated record. Lineage: Eukaryota; Metazoa; Chordata; Mammalia; Carnivora; Canidae. The transcript has 10 exons. Gene Ontology annotation, molecular function: ubiquitin protein ligase activity; zinc ion binding. Gene Ontology annotation, biological process: ubiquitin-dependent protein catabolic process; protein ubiquitination; positive regulation of DNA-templated transcription. Gene Ontology annotation, cellular component: nucleoplasm; cytoplasm.